Messenger RNA from Cololabis saira (Pacific saury), 1578 nucleotides. RefSeq names its product SAP30 binding protein (gene sap30bp). NCBI's taxonomy places the organism in Eukaryota, Metazoa, Chordata, Actinopteri, Beloniformes, Belonidae. Bases 62 to 979 code for a protein of 305 amino acids. The transcript is spliced from 10 exons. Gene Ontology annotation, cellular component: nucleus. The record is from RefSeq and is a predicted model, not a curated record. Gene Ontology annotation, biological process: regulation of DNA-templated transcription.
GGGAGUCGCGGGAUUGUGACGUCUAUGUCCGGCGAGCGACGGAGAGCGUUUAUGCGACGUGAUGGCGAGCGGUAAAAAGAGUGCCCCACUUUCCUCUUUAGCAGCUUAUGGAGACGAUUCAGAGGCCGAUUCCGACCCCGACCUAGAGGAAUCAGGGGGUCAUGUGGGAAGCCUUGUGUACGGCUACGGUGACGAUGACUUUAACCGAACUGAGACUAUUGAAGACAAAGUGUCUGGAGAUGAAGACAGCAGAGAGAGCAACUCGGAAAUGGACGAAUCAGACGAGGGGAGGGACGCAGAUGAUGUCGAGAUCUCAGAAAUGGAAAGAAAGGACCCCAAUGAGCUUGUUGCUCUGUUCUCGGAGAAGGUGAGGAACAUGUCACCCGAUGAAAUCAGGAUCCCACCCGAACCUCCCGGACGCUGCUCCAGCCAGCUACAGGAGAAGAUCCACAAACUGUACGAGAGGAAGCUCCAUGGAGAUUUUGACACAAACACCCUCAUCCAGAAAAAGAAAGAAUUUAGAAACCCAAGUAUUUACGAGAAGCUCAUUCAGUUCUGCGGCAUCGACGAGCUGGGAACAAACUACCCAAAAGACAUGUUUGAUCCUCAUGGCUGGUCGGAGGACUCCUACUACGAGGCUCUCGCAAAAGCACAGAAAGUGGAAAUGGACAAACUGGAGAAAGCCAAGAAGGAGCGGACCAAGAUUGAGUUUGUCACGGGAACCAAAAAGGGCAACAACCCCUCCAGCACGGCGGCCUCCACCACCAGCAGCAGCACCACCACCACAGCCACAGCAGACGCCCAGAAGAGGAAAAGCAAGUGGGAUUCUGCGAUCCCUGUCACUUUGGCCCAGCCCACCACCAUCACCACCACCACAGCCACCCUCCCCGCCGUGGUCUCCGUGACGACCACAGCUAGCGGCACCAAGACCACAGUCAUCUCCGCAGUGGGCACCAUCCUAAAGAAAGCCAAGCAGUGAAGAAAAAGAGCAGGUAGAGCUCACAUGUUGGUCCACGAGUGACGACGUGCCGCUGGACUCUCUAGAUGCAGAGUGGACAGACUGGACCGAUGGACACUCGGUGUCCAUGUCGGAGACCGCUGCGACAAACAGACUAAUCAAAAGACUCAACUGCCUUUCAUCUCUGGGAUUGUAUCAGCACUUCUGCAUCCAAAAGCCAAAUUUACCGUUUGGUGAAAAGACCUAUAAGUCCUCGUCAAAGCUGAUGCAUGCAGAUCUGUUUCAUAAAACAUGUUUUUCUCUUCUUUUUUUUUAAAGAAAAAUAUAUUGCCAAAACCUGCUAACUUAACAAAGGUAAAAAGUAAAAGGGUUCCAGACCGACUCGUGGAAAUGUGUGAGAGGAAGUUUAUUUUUGCAUCCAUGUUUCUUGUACGGUGUAGCUUCUUCUAGCAGUUUUGAUGUCAUAGUUGAACACGUGGACGCGUUUAUCAUUGUUCUUUCUACCAUCGUUGUGUAGUGAACACCUCUGAGGUAAGGAUGUCGGGGUAUUUUAAUUUUUUUCUACAACUGUACAUAUGUAUUAACGACUAAAAUGAAUAAAUGGAUCAAAUGUUGCCCUU